This is a messenger RNA of Rhagoletis zephyria (snowberry fruit fly), 663 nucleotides long. NCBI's taxonomy places the organism in Eukaryota, Metazoa, Arthropoda, Insecta, Diptera, Tephritidae. The record is from RefSeq and is a predicted model, not a curated record.
AUGAAGGGCAAUUCGAAGCUGAAGAAGGCGCUGCUGGAGGCAACCAGGCGGCGGCUUUCGUCGUCUUCUAAAGAGGCGUCAUUAUCAACUUCAUCAUCAGCCGCCGGUGACUCUUCGGUGGACCACCUGCCGGUGCCGCUGCUGAUUCUAGGAACGAAGUACGACGAGUUCCAGAACCUCGAUCCGGAGGUGAAGAAGCAAAUUGUGCGGUAUCUGCGCGCCGUGGCCGUCCACCACGGUGGCUCUCUUAUCUUCACGUCGACCAAGUCGGAGACGCUGAUGAAACGCGUCUACGGCGCCCUGGACGGCCUGGCCUUUGAUCGGAUGAUGGGCGGGGGAUCUUCGGCUGAGGAAGGUUCUUCAGGUGUUGGCGGUGGCGGUGGUGGCAAGCCGACCAUCAGCACCAAUCCCUCCAAGCCGGUCAUUCUGCCCUUCGGCUACAACAGCUUCAGCCGAAUCGGCGUUCCCAGCGGCCUGGCCGAAGUGGAGGCCGACUUCCGGGCGCUCUUUCCGCAGGUCAGCCUGGAGCAGCAGUACGUGAGCAGCUUUGGCGGCGACGAUCCACGGACGGACAGCAAUUUCAGCGAGCCGGAGAUUGACAAGAUGCUCGAGUACAAGUACAUGCUCAUCGGUGGAACUGGUGGUGGUGAUGCUUUGAAGUAG